CCCUAUUGGGUUGCCAUAAGAAAACAUGGCGACCUGAGUGUGUCCACUACGCAUGUGUGGUCAUGCCUGCCCGCGUUACCCAAGUCGUGUGUUGACAGCGCCUUCCUCAACACAGGAUUGGAGUUAUUUAUGGUGAGGAGUACAUGAUGACCUCAUGUGCUCGCUCCGUUUUUGAUUUCUCCCCUCAUGAUGAGGCUUUGACAGGACUGAGAGAGGUGAACCUUGCCAAUCAACAUGGUGCUUAUCCAGAACUCACCACUGAAGGAUCAGAACAUAAAGCUCCAGGUGAUGAUGAUGAUGAUGAUGAUGAUGAUGAUGAUGUGCUGGAGGGCAGCGUGCUUCGAGAGGUGUCAGACAGGAUGCUCUGUUCUGCCUGUCGCUGCACCUUCAUCAAUAGAGAAGAACAACUGGAACACUACAAACUUGACUGGCACCGGUUUAACUUGAGACUUAAAAUAUCAGGCUUGACUCCAGUUACGGCUGAGGAAUUUGAGAAGAAAAGUGGAGCAGGGGACAUGUCAAGCAUCUCAGGCUCAGAGUCUGACACAGAGGAGGACGAGUCUGAUGGUGACGAUGAGAGAGGAGUAAGUCGUGAUGUAGCGGCAAGGGAAGACACACCGGAGGCAAGUGUACUGAGCCGGCGUCCUUCAAGCAAGGUGAUUUUCCUCAACUCAGCUGGACAAUACAUCUCGGUCCUCCGAUGCAUUCUUCACAGAAAGCCAGAGGGGGAGCAAGAUCUCGUAUCAUCUUUGAGGUCCAUCACCAAGAACUCCGUGUGGAUUGUUCUCAUGACAGGAGGUGGACAUUUUGCUGCUGCAGUGUUUCAGGGGAAAGAAGUUAUUCAGCAUAAAACUUUUCACAGAUACACUGUGCGUGCUAAGCGCGGCACUGCUCAGUCUGUGAAAGAUUCCCAGAGCCGAAGUCACGCUCCCAAGUCUGUAGGCGCCGCCCUGCGACGCUAUAAUGAAGCGGCAUUAGUCAAGGACAUUCAGGAUCUUCUGGCAAGCUGGUCUACGCACUUAAAUCAGGCCUCUGCUAUUUUCAUUCGUGCCCCAAGCUACAAUAAAAACAUAUUUUUUGGGGGUCGCACGGCACCUUUGGACAGGAAGGAUUCCAGGGUCAGAUCAAUUCCAUUUGCCACACGAAGAGCAACGUUUCGUGAAGUGCGGCGGGCCCACGAUCUGCUUUCCAGUGUGCAGGUUUAUGGUAAAGAUACAGACUUGUCCACCAUCUGCAGUGCGCCUAAGAAAGAAAAGAAAAAGACUCUCAAAGCAACAAUUACUGACAAGACGGAAGUUGACCAUGAAAGCUCAGCAGAGCAAGAAGAAGAAGAAGAAGGUGGGAUCCAACUGGAACUGGUGGAGAUGACUUUGUCUACUCUGGAUCUCAGGGAGUCAGAAGUCUACACUGGCAGAAGUAAGAAGAGGAGGAGGAAAAAGAAAAAGGAGAGUCAAAAGGAUAAAGAGAGUGUGGCUGAUUCUGAUGACAACACUGAGGGUAAAGUCUCAGCUCUUCCAGAGUCAGUAAACAAGAGUCAGGAUGAAGAACCAGUAAAGCAACAAGUGGAAGAUGAGUCGACAGAGUUCGGCCUGAGAGACACGCUUUUUACUGCUUGCAAGGUCGGUGAUGUGGAGCUUUUACGUGGAUUGCUGAAUCCCUCUGAGGAGAAUCAAGAGCAGACUGGGAGCAACAUCGUGGAUCCCUCAAGUCUUAUAACACUUCUCAACAAGCCCAUUGACUUAUCAGGGUUCACUUUGCUGCAUGUUGCCUCUGCAGCUGCUCAGAAGUCUGUGGUUCGCUUGCUGCUGGAGAGUGGAGCAGAUCCUACCCUCAGGAACAACAAAGGACAGACCCCUUACAUCGUUGCGCCUGAUAAAGACACAAGAAACGUCUUCCGUAAAUACCGUGGGGAGAAUCCCGACAGAUACGACUACAACAAGGCUCAGGUCCCUGAGCCACUCACAGCUGAGACUGAAUCAAAGAAGGCUGAGAAGAAAAAGGCUCAAAAGGCUAUGAAAAAGCAGCGUGAAAAAGAUCAAAAGGAGGAGAAAAGGAAGCAAGAGUCAGAGGCCGAGGAGAAGAAGAGGUUUGCUUCUCUUUCUGACCGGGAAAAGAGAGCUCUUGCAGCAGAGAGGCGACUGGCUGAGCAAGCGUCCGCAACCGGACUUGGUGUUUCUAAUAUCAGGAGGUGCUGGACGUGUGGCGAGUCCCUACUUGGGAAGGUUCCCUUCCAAUAUUUGGACUUCUCCUUCUGCACCCCUCGUUGCGUCCAAGCGCAUCGGAAAGCCAACGCUCCUGCAGGGAAAGGCUGACGUGUGGAGACAGUAGUCAGGAGGAAGCUACCUCUAUUGUUGCCAAACUUGAAUCACAUGAUCCUCAAACUUCCUCUUUUAAUUGUAGAGGAGCAAAGUAUCAAAACAGUAAAGUACCUUUGGUUUAUUUGUCAACAGCGAGAUUGCGAAGAAAUGACAAUAUGUUCUUCUUUGCAUUCAUUAAAAAAACAACACAUCUUCAUCCAUAUCCAAUUUGGGCCAACCACAUAUUUACAAAUUAACAUGUCGCUUUCAAGUUGUGCAGCAGGAAGUCCGACUCUAAUGCUCUUACUGCAGAGUGUGCAAUCCCCAAAUUCAUGCCAGUGAUUGUCCUCUGUGGACUUCUCCACAAUCACAAUGCCCUUACUGUUCUCUCAAGCGACGACACAACCGAAACUGUUUAUCCCACUAAAGUGCUUUAACCUGUGGCUCCGAGCUGAGGCCGGUCCAUGAACAGAACCCUUAAAUGUUCCGGUGCCGCCUCCAGCUCCAGCACUGUGAUGUUGUUGGGCCUUGUGGUGCUGAGCAGUGGUCCUGGCACGUAAAGCGUCUGCUGUGGACCUCUGCACAUCCAGUACCGCCCCAGAUUAACACCGUUAAUCCAAACCUGACCCUAUAGAACAGAGGAGAAGAGUUCAGUUCAAGGAUUAUUUGGUUGCCGUCACCUUGACUCACCUUUGUCCACUGAUAGAGUUUGAGGAAAGUGUCUGAGGCCAGGCCGUUGGGCUUCAAAGUUCCCAUGUAAAAGGUUGGUCCUGCAGAAGGUUCAGUUUGGAGGCUGUUGUCUCCAUGAGGCCAUCCAUCAGAAACAGCCCUGUCGAUGUCCAGGGGGAAGAUCAGCCAGUCUUUCAGAACGUCCUCACCCAGAAACAGGUUCUUCAAGAUGCCCUAUUGAGAACAUGACUCUGCUUUUAGAAUGUAUUUUACCCAUCUCAAUUCAGCCAAAACAACCGUGUUAUCUUUUGUCAUUCAACCAUUUAUCUUCAAGGGUUUCAGUUGCUGGGUUACUGGGAAAGCAAUGUGAGCCUCCUGGGCUUGAGAACCUUGUCUUGAUGUCUCAAGUGAGAUGAUGCUAGAGAGUAAGCCUCUCAGUCCUCAGACCUACUAAAGUUGCUGUCCGCAUGACCACUGUCAAUUUAAAUCAACCAACAGUGGACUCUAAACAGGUGAUCUGCUACCUUGUAGUCUUUCAUUUCGCUGCCGAAGUCGACUCUGCCCAUGUUCUCAACAAGAACAUCCAGGGUAUCCCCCUGCUCUCCAGAAAUAUUCAACGCCAGUGAUGUGUCUCUUUCCAAAACGCCCUGGUAAACCUGCUCACAGACACACAAAUCAGGUGGAAUGAUCGGAGUCUUAACUAAUCCUUCCUGAGCUCACCCCAUUGACAGACACAUAGGCCCGGUCAUGAAUCCCGUCGAGAGGAGAGAAAAGCUGCGUCGGAGCCAGUAGAUCCCUCGGCAGCAGAGUGCGAUACAGGAUGUAUCCAUAGAACUGAAGUCACAAGGUCAAGACACCGGCACGACGGGAGUUGUGGUUACUCGUCAUACCUGCUUCAGCUCUUCAAAACUCAAAGGGAUUUUUGAUUUAACCGAACCUCCUGGUGACAACGUGCUCAGCACGCUGGUCAGAUUGCCGACCUGGGAGGAACCAUGUUUCAGGAUCAUAGAGAAACGUAGAAAUAUAGACUUGGCAGCACCUGUCUGAGUGUCACAAAGCCAUAGGCAAAUUUAGGAGUGGCUGGUGGCAUAGGUCCUGAUGGGAUUUCCCUGAACUGAAGAGAAAAACAGUAGAAUUAUUUCAUCCAAAUGAAAUGUUUCACUCCGAGGUUCCACCUGUUUAAUGACGUCCCUGAUGGCCAGCAGCUUCUCUGUGGGGUCUCCAGCUUCAGAAAGCGGAGCAUCGUAGUCGUAACUGGUCAGGACAGGGCGGUACUUGGUGUCGUGAUCAGCUCCUUGAACAGAAGGAUAGCAAGGAUGAGGUAAUAGACAUGCAAGAAAUGUGAGCCUGUUGGUGAGUAGUUUUGUAAACUUCACAUUUGAAGCCAGAUGCAGUAGUUGCUGUGAUGGUAUUAAAGCUUGGGAUUAUAUGGUGGCUGAAUGCACCGCUGGUCAUGAGGAGAGUGUGGCUACCUUGGUUCUUUACUUCCCUGAGACUGAAGUGGGUUUGAUCACAUGCAUGUUUUCAGUUGUACUUCCCCAAAAGUGAUGCGGUGUGACCAUUUGUGGAGGUGACAUUCAAGACUGGAAAUUGUACCUUUAACAUACUAUUAACUCAAGCGUGAUGUAUAUUUUUGGACAUCUCACAAUAGUAAAAAUCUAUCUUUGUGACAAGUGGAGUCCAGAAAGUGAAAAAUGUUACCGUUCCAGUAGCCAAAGUUUGUCCCACCUUCAAACAUGUACCUAAAAGAAGUGGGCAAGUUAUCAAUAAAAUAAACUUUCACAGUUCUUUUUUUAAAAAUGCACACUUACAUAAUCAGAUGGACAAUUUGUUAAUUCAUACAAAUAUAGUUAUGAAUUUUCUGCUACCAACUGCCAUGUAGUGGCUGUGGGGGCGGAGCCUAUAGCAGCUACUUGAAAUGACAGACUCAACACACACCCACACAUGCAGAAAAUUCCUCCUUAAAUGAGUCCUCAAUUAGCCAUUAUGAUCUCUGGCUGUGUGAGGAAAACAGAGUGCAGGAGAAAACAAAGCAAGGCAAGCACAGACCAUGAAUUCCUGGCAGCUUACAUAUUGACGUUGGCGCCCAUGGCCAGCAUUUGUCCAAGCAUCCUGCUGACUCUCGUUGCAUCAACUGAAGCAUGUGGCUCUCCCCAGUGGUCCAGCCAGCCCGU
This is a messenger RNA of Synchiropus splendidus (mandarinfish), 5140 nucleotides long. RefSeq names its product ankyrin repeat and zinc finger peptidyl tRNA hydrolase 1 (gene ankzf1). The transcript is spliced from 16 exons. Lineage: Eukaryota; Metazoa; Chordata; Actinopteri; Syngnathiformes; Callionymidae. The record is from RefSeq and is a predicted model, not a curated record. Gene Ontology annotation, molecular function: protein binding. Bases 144 to 2312 code for a protein of 722 amino acids.